Molecule: messenger RNA, 684 nt
Organism: Penicillium lagena
Lineage: Eukaryota; Fungi; Ascomycota; Eurotiomycetes; Eurotiales; Aspergillaceae
Exons: 3
Coding region: 1-684 (227 amino acids)
Source: RefSeq, a predicted model, not a curated record
AUGGAGACCAUCAGCAACGUGGUCCACAAGGCCUCCACUGCCAUCUGGGGCGAGGAUAACUCCUCUCCUCAGGAACAGUCCGUGGAGCCACACGGGGAUGAACCCAUGUCUGGCGUUCAGGGCAAAGGCGCCGCCAACGAUCCGUUUGACGCCGGAAACCGCGAGGAUCAAUCCGACAACGCGGAUUCAAUCGACGAAUCCACACCCACGGUAGACAGCCCAAGCGCCAAGAAGACUAUCACCGAGCCCAGCUCAAAAUCCAAUAGCGACCCCAUCCUGACCGGACAACCCAUGUCCAGCUCAACAGAAACAAGCGGCGCCAGCGCCGGCGGAAGUAGCAGCACCAACGAGAAACAAUCCACCGGCGGCAGCGAGCAACGCAACGUCGAGAAAGCCGAUGCCGAGAAAACUGAUGCCGAGAGCAGUCACCCGCCCUCGGCAAUGGAUGAUCCCAAUUUAAAGGUUAGCGAGGAGGCCUUGAAAGGUCCUCAAGGUCCGGCGCCGCAUUCGGCGUCUGAGUUUGAGAAGGACAUGGAUUCGAAGGCUCCUCCUCCUAGUAAUGAUGAUGCGCCGAAAGCGGGCGGCGCGACUGAAGGCAAGGAGAAUGGUCAGAAGCACAGUACCAUGUCCCGGAUGAAGGAGCGUCUGAACAAGGUCACUCAUCUGCAUCACUCCAACAAGUAA